Scutellospora calospora is the source of this 226-nucleotide messenger RNA. The record is from the annotation of a GenBank genome assembly. NCBI's taxonomy places the organism in Eukaryota, Fungi, Glomeromycota, Glomeromycetes, Diversisporales, Gigasporaceae.
AUGACUUUAGAUAAAUCUUUAUUACUUAAUCUUGUAAAUAAAGAACGAAGAAAAAAAGAACUUAAACUACUUGUAUUAGAUGAAAUUAAAAAACAAAAUUAUGAUUAUUCUUAUGUUGGAGAAAAUAUAGGAUGGAAUUAUGAAAAUGAACGUGAUGUAGUUAAAGGGUGGAUGGGUUCUAAAGGUCAUCGUGAAAAUAUAUUAAAUAAAAAUUAUAAACAUAUGG